CUCUGUGCACUUUUGGAAUUUUGUUGUUACGUUGAGUUUGCUGGUAGACGUACGCUUUGUCCUCUUUGUAGUUUACCGAAAUGGGAGUGUGGUCAGAACCUAUAAAAACCUGAUCUAGAGUCCCCCAAGUUUUGGAGUAGAUAUUUGCAGAACUUGGAAACCGCACACCAAAGGUUGAGGAUCAGAUUCUGUGCGUGGCAGUUUUCGUGGGAUCGGUCGCAUCAAACCCUUAUCAUUUUCUGUCCUCGUUAAAGGCACGCUGACAGAGACACAUGGCCGACUCUGUUUCGCGAUCUCGUGUAAAGGACUCGGACGAUAUCGAAAAGUCCGUUCGACGGUCAUCCCGUAUUCGCCGACCCCAACGAAUACCCAUCCACCGACUUUUUGAAGACGAUGAUUUGUCCGUGGAAUCCGACUCUGCUUUGAGCCAGGCGGGAAUACACUCGUCAAGACAAAAGUAUAAUCGAAAGCGAAAGGCUGGUGAAGGCUUGACGCACGAAAAAUCAGAAGCGAACAGUAGUAAAAGAAGACCCAAGGUGUCUGACGUCCACGGCGCACGGGGGCCAGAAGUCAGAGUGCACAAGAGGCUAAUUCCUGUAGAAGACGAACCCGCUUUAAUUGAGACGAUUAAAAGGGAGCAUGCUGAUCUUUUAAGAAGCGAUGAAGCGCUGGAAGUGGAUAGGGCGAAGAAAAUUAAGCUGCAGAUGGUUCUGGUCAACAACGAAUGGGAACAACGAUUCCUUGAGUUUCUCGUUUUCCAACGUGUCUACGGCCAUUCUCUCGUGCCUAAAAACUUUAUGCCAAAUAAGCAAUUGGGACGAUGGUGCGCCAAAGUUCGUUGUUGGUAUAGUAAGAAUGAUUCGAGAUUGACCCCCUCAAGGCAACGGCGACUUAAUGCAGCGGGUUUUAUCUGGAAAGCCAAGAAAGAUCCACAAUUUUGGAAGAUACAAAAUCAAUGCGAGCAAGCUAUGGAUAAGUGGGAAGACUUUUUUGAUCGACUUCUUGUUUACAAAGCUCAAAAGGGCGACUGUUUGGUACCAAAAGAGUAUCCUGAGGACAUGACCCUGGCUCGAUGGGUUGCUAAAACUCGAAAGCACUACAAAGCCAAAAAAGAAGGUCGCUAUCACACUUUGGACGACGAUAAAGAAAUGAGACUGGUGGAAGCGGGUUUUGUUUUCAACUCGAAAACUCAGGAGCGUUUGCGAUUUACUGUGCUCAAGCGUUUUGAAGGACGUUGGGAGGAGUAUUUCAGCAAGCUUGAGAAAUACAAAGAGCGCUUCGGCCAUUGUGUCGUUCCUCGGCGGUGGAAAGAGGACCAGUCGUUGGCCUCUUGGGUUAUGCGGCAGCGAUGCCACUGGAAGCGCCUUCAACAAGGGCUUCAUAGCUACUUGACUGAAGAGCGAUUAGCAAAGCUUGAGGAGAUUGGAUUCGCAUUUGUGGUUGCUAGGAAAGGAAUGCCGCUACAUACUGGCCCUGACCAGGAAGGCAGCGAAGACGAAGACGAAAGCAAUGAGAAUGACUCGGAUGAUGACACGGAAAGCCUUCGUUCGGACGAAGUCCAACCAAAGAUCUCCCGAAGACAUAGAGAGAACGCUGGAAUGGGCCUUGAAGGUGAAACACAGAGAUCGAAAAGGUCAGCCCUCCGAGAAUCUGUCUCUUGUGUUCCUGCGGCAUCCGUGUCAGUAUAUGUCACAGCGGAAGUAGCUUCGGGAGAAGAUCUUACGGUUAGCGACCCACAUCAAAACAAGGAAUCGAAGCCUGAAUCGCUGGACCCCCCUUUUUCAUCUCAUUGUACUGCAUCAAAUCCCACCGUUCACUAUGAUGGAGAGGUGAAAAGCACAAGGAGCUCUUCACAAGGUAAAAAUUUAUUGAGCGCUUUCCGGAGUUCUUUGGCAGUCAAGAAAUCAGAGGAGCCUCCUGUCAUCAAAGGCCAAUGGCGCUGCGAAUCAUGCGGAAAGGACGAAUUUAGCGCGUUUGCUGAGUUUGCAGCUCACGAGCACUCUUGCUUGGCGCUACCAGAAUUUGCCACUGUUCCCUGA
Molecule: messenger RNA, 2039 nt
Organism: Phaeodactylum tricornutum CCAP 1055/1
Lineage: Eukaryota; Bacillariophyta; Bacillariophyceae; Surirellales; Neidiaceae
Exons: 3
Coding region: 273-2039 (588 amino acids)
Source: RefSeq, a predicted model, not a curated record